Molecule: messenger RNA, 2673 nt
Organism: Macadamia integrifolia
Lineage: Eukaryota; Viridiplantae; Streptophyta; Magnoliopsida; Proteales; Proteaceae
Product: flocculation protein FLO11
Exons: 4
Coding region: 274-2565 (763 amino acids)
Source: RefSeq, a predicted model, not a curated record
GAAAUUUAAAAAGUGGAGAUGAGUUACCGUUUGCAACGUCUAUUCCUUCCUUUCUGCUCCCUUCCCAUUUACUGUUCUCCCAAUCUUCCUCCCUCUGCUUCUCAGUUCUCCCCCAUUCUAAUUUCUAAGCCAGCGUCGGAUGUUUCAACAGAGCAGUUUAAAAAGGAAAUUUUAAAAUAGAACUACGACUAGACAUUUCGUCCUCACUCAGAGAGAGAGAGAGAGAGAGAGAGAGAGAGAGAGGUUGCGGAGCCUUGUACGAAAGGAUUAACGAUGGCGUCUCUCACCCCGGGAAUCCUUCUAAAGCUCCUUCAAUCAAUUAAUUCUGACACGAAAGUUGCCGGAGAACACAGGUCAGUCCUCCUGCAGGUAAUUGGCAUAGUUCCGGCGCUAGCGGGUUCGGACCUUUGGCCCAACCAUGGCUUUUACGUCCAGCUCUCCGACUCUGCCAACUCCACCUACGUCUCCCUAUCCGACCGCGACAUCGAUCUCAUCCUCACUAACCGCUUGCAACUGGGGCAAUUGGUUUACGUGGAUCGCCUCGUAUUUGACUCCCCUCCUGUCCCUCGUGUUUCCGGCAUCCGUCCCAUUGCUGGCCGCCACCCGUUUGUUGGAAGUCCCGAACCACUGAUCGCCCGCAUCUCCCCUUCGAAGCGCGGCUUUGUCAUCCAACCCAUCUCCUCCGAUUCCGACGACCCUGCUUCUCUCAUACACUCCACAGCUGCUCCCCCUUUCUUUGUCCCUCUUCCUCCUCCUAUUACCAAAUCAGCAGGUGAUCUUAGUCUUGACUCACCAGCACCCUCGCACCGCCCGGGGCCUACCCCUACCCACAAGGACCGCUCAGGGACCGUUCUUGUCCCGCUGGAUGGAAAUGCCUCCAAACCCAUUAGAAUUUCCUCUGACGAGAACCAGAUGAAGCCGCAACAGGAGAAGGAGAAGCCCCGACGCUUCUCGUCUCCCGCUUCAGCAAAGCAGCAGAGGCCCAUAUCGGCUGGGAAGAGGAUGGAAAGGGAGCCUUCACCUGCCAGCAAGGCAAAUUCUAGAUCUGCUUCUCCAGUCCCGUCCAAAUACGUCGUUCCAAGCUUGGUUGCAGCCCGCGAUGAGAACCGGAAAACGUCAAGGGAGCCUGCAAUCAUUGUGCCUUCCAGAUAUCGGCAGCCAUCACCCACUGGCAGAAAGCAGGCUUCCCCGAAUGCUCGGAGGGCUUCUCUUUCUCCCCGUAGAAGGCUUUCCGGGGGUUUGAAGGUUUCCCCAGUGGUUGCCACUGCCGCAGCUGCGGAUUCUGCUACUAAGAAGAAGAUGGCAACCAUAGUGGCGGGGAUUUCAAAGGUUUCUGAUGCUUUGAUUGGCUCUUCAAAGACAACGAGGAAGAGCUGGGAUGAGGCACCAGCAGCUGCGGCCUCUACUGAGCAGAAAGACAGGGUGGUGAUCUCUAGACAUAACAAACCUGAUCUGCAAGCCAUUAUGCAGACCCAGGUGACCCUUUCAAGGCGACUCAGUGAUGCUAAAGGAGCAGCAGCUGGUCAUGAGGAGCUUGCUUCCACCAACGAGAAGACAAGGCCUUGUAGAGUUGAAGGUCAUUUGAUGGCUGAGAAGCAUGGCGGCCCCACUACCCCCACAAUCAUAUUUCAUGAUCGCAAAUGGACGGAUGGAAGUGUUCAAUUGGAUGCUGUCCCCACCAGCCUUGCUAAACUUGGAAAGGAGGCUCUGAAAAGGAGAAAUCUUGCUUCUACUGUUGCUGCUGAGGCUUUGGAAGAAGCCUCUGUAACCGAAUCUGCUGUUCGGAGUUUGAGCAUGUUUUCAGAUCUCUGUUCGUCUGCCAAGUCUGAAAAUCCUCUUCCAACUAUUGACCGUUUCUUAUCAGUUUAUGAAGGGGUUUUGAAGUCGUCAAUAAUUGCAGAAUCGGUUGCCAUUAGCCAUGAUUCUAACAGGGCUGACAAUUUUGUUCCCACCGACCGCUUAAAAUCCGUUUCUCUUUGGGUUGAAGCUGCUUUGGCAACUGAUCUUGAAGUUGUUUGUCUCAUUAGCAAUCAAACUGGAAACAAUUGUAAAAGCCAGUCUCUUGAAAUGCCUACUAAAACUGUCAUGGAUGUAAGGCUUCCAUCACCACCAAGGACGACGACUGGAUCUAAGAAGAAAUUGGCCAAGAACCAUUUGAUCAAUGAUGCUCCACCACCAUCAUCAUCAUGUGAUCCCAUUGCUGGGACUACUACUGGGUCAUGGUCAAGGGGAGGUGGGUGUGGAGUGAAAGAGACAGUGGAACUGGCAAGGAAUUUGCAAAUGGAAAUGGAAAUUUGGUUCCUGCAGUUUGUUGAGGAGUCGUUGGAUGCAGGGUUCAAGGUGUCAUCAACUGAUGAUUUCCUUCAGCCAGCGAGUGGGAGUGGCCCAAUUGCAGCCGUCAUAUCACAACUGAAGCGUGUCAACGACUGGUUGGACCAUGUAAUAGGAAAACGGGAGAUGCUGCUCACGGAGAAGAUUGAGCGUCUAAAGCGAAAGAUAUACGGUUUCGUCAUUCAGCACAUGGGAACGGCACUUGAUGAUCCUACUUCACUUGUAUCAUCUUGAUUUCUCUACGUUUUUCAGAUUCUACUGCAACUUUCUUACAAACAAAUGUCCUGUUUUUUGGGUUUCUAGUAAUAAUUUAUUAGGGAAAAUUUUCCCUAUUAUGCCAAA